Cryptotermes secundus is the source of this 3228-nucleotide messenger RNA. RefSeq names its product exportin-2 (gene Cse1). Gene Ontology annotation, biological process: protein export from nucleus; protein import into nucleus. Gene Ontology annotation, cellular component: nuclear envelope; cytosol. Lineage: Eukaryota; Metazoa; Arthropoda; Insecta; Blattodea; Kalotermitidae. Bases 236 to 3151 code for a protein of 971 amino acids. The record is from RefSeq and is a predicted model, not a curated record. Gene Ontology annotation, molecular function: nuclear export signal receptor activity; small GTPase binding. The transcript is spliced from 22 exons.
CUUCCGGCAUUUACCUGCAUCACAUACAAAUUUGUGUUAAUGUUCGCGAAGUUUGCGGCGUUACGUAUAUAUUUUUUAUUAAUAUACUUUUAUAGGAUCAUAGCUUAGGAAAACAGACUUUCACUCCAUCCUGGAUAGUCUUCAUAUACCCAGCGAAUUAAUAGGAAAAUUUCCAUUUUUACUAGAAGCAGUUGUGUUAAGGGCCAGGCCUACAGCCAGGUGUGCCAGUGUUGGUAUGGAAUUAACAGAUGACAACUUGCGAACCCUUUCAGAUUACCUCCAACAUACACUCAGCCCCGAUGUUAAUGUCAGGAGACCUGCUGAGAAAUUUCUGGAAUCAGUUGAAGUCAACCAGAACUACCCUCUGCUGUUAUUACAUCUGGUUGACAAACAAGAUGUCCACCUAACAAUACGAGUUGCAGGUGCUGUUGCCUUCAAAAAUUAUAUCAAACGCAAUUGGAAAGUGGAUGAUGAUGCAGGAGAUCGAAUUCAUAUACAGGAUCGAGAAGCAGUCAAACAGCUUAUUGUGAACUUGAUGCUUCACUCUCCAGAAGCAAUCCAGAAGCAGCUGAGUGAUGCAGUGUCCAUUAUUGGUCGUUACGAUUUCCCAAACAAGUGGCCAGAUCUUAUAUCACAGAUGGUCGAAAAAUUUGCUACUGGUGACUUCCAUGUUAUCAAUGGUGUUCUACACACAGCUCAUUCCAUUUUCAAACGAUAUCGUUUUGAAUUUAAAUCUCAAGAACUCUGGACAGAAAUUAAGUUUGUUCUGGAUAAGUUUGCUAAACCUCUCACAGAGUUGUUCCAGGUAACAAUGACCUUAGCAAAUGUUCAUGCAAACAACACUGAUGCACUGAAAGUAAUUUAUAAUUCUCUUCUUAUCAUCUGUAAAGUAUUCUACUCCCUCAAUUUUCAGGAUUUGCCAGAAUUCUUUGAAGACAAUAUGAAAAUUUGGAUGGAGAAUUUCCACAGCCUGCUGACAGCAGAUGUGAAGUGUCUUCAGACCAGUGAUGAUGAUGAUGAACCGGGAGUAAUGGAGCAGUUGAAAUCACAAGUCUGUGAUAAUAUUGCACUGUAUGCACAGAAGUAUGAUGAAGAGUUUCAGUCUUAUCUGCCCCAGUUUGUGACCUCUGUCUGGAACGUUUUGGUGACCACUGAUCUAGGUCCUAAGUAUGAUAUGCUUGUAAGCAAUGCUUUGCAGUUUCUGGCAACCGUUGCAGACCGAACCCAUUAUGGAUAUCUGUUUGAAGAUGUGAAUGUCCUCACCAGUAUAUGUGAGAAGGUUAUCAUCCCAAAUAUGGCCUUCAGAGUUUCAGAUGAGGAGUUGUUUGUAGAUAACGCAGAAGAAUAUAUCCGUCGGGAUAUUGAGGGUUCAGAUGUGGAUACAAGACGGAGAGCAGCUUGCGAUCUGGUCAGAGUUUUAUCACGAUACUUUGAAGGGAAAAUAACAGAAAUUUUCGGCUCCUAUGUGCAAGUCAUGCUUCAAAAGUAUGAAGAGGCGCCAGUGCAGAACUGGAGAGACAAGGACACAGUACUGUAUCUAGUGACUUCACUGGCAUCUAAAGGUCAAACACAACGACAUGGUACCACUCAAACAAAUCAGCUUGUUGAUUUGACUUCUUUCACUACUGAACAUGUCUUACCUGAACUUCAGAAGGAUGCUUCAGACACACAGCCUGUUCUGAUAGCUGACAGUAUCAAAUAUGUAAUGAUAUUUCGUACUGUACUGCCACGAGAGAUGGUGGUGGGAUCAAUUCCACAGCUGGUACGCCAUCUGAUUGCAUACAGCCAAGUUGUACAUACUUAUGCAGCCUGUGCCAUUGAAAAGAUAUUGGUUAUGAAAACGUCUGAUGGAAGCCCUGUGGUGAAAAGGGAUGAACUAGUUCCUGUUGCACCAGACCUGAUGAAUAAUUUAUUUAAAGCAAUGACUCUACCCGGCUCUCAUGAAAAUGAAUAUAUUAUGAAAGCUGUGAUGCGCAGUUUUUCAUCUCUGCAGGAACAUGUUAUUCCAUUCCUUGGUGAGCUGUUGCCCAAAUUGACAGAGAAAUUGUCAGUUGUAGCCCGAAAUCCAAGCCGCCCACAUUUCAACCACUAUCUCUUUGAGGCACUUAGCAUUUCUAUCAGAAUUGUUUGUGUUGCUGAUUCAAAUGCAGUGACUUCAUUUGAAGAAGUUUUAUUCCCAAUAUUUCAGGAAAUUCUUCAGCAAGAUAUUCAAGAAUUUGUACCAUAUGUGUUCCAAAUCUUGUCACUCCUUCUGGGACAGCAUAAGAGUGGUGCAAUACCAGAACCAUACAUGGUUCUGUUUCCCUGCUUGCUUGCUCCUGUACUCUGGGAGCGCCCUGGUAACAUUCAUCCUUUGGUACAGCUAUUGCAAACAUUUGUUCAGACCGGAGCUGCUCAGAUAUCUGCAUCACAAAAAGUGAGUGGAUUGCUUGGUGUGUUUCAGAAGCUAAUAGCUUCAAAAGUUAAUGACCAUGAAGGUUUCUAUUUGUUACAAUCUCUAAUUGAGCAUUUUCCUGACAAUACCCUUUCACCGUACAUGAAGCAAGUAUUUGUUCUCCUGUUUCACCGUUUGUCUUCAUCAAGGACAACAAAGUUUGUGAAAGGCUUGAUUAUCUUCUUUUCCUUAUAUGCAGUCAAAUAUGGCGCUGGCAGUCUUGUAGGAAUGAUUGACAGUAUCCAGCCAGAGAUGUUUGGGAGAGUCCUGGAGAAAGUAAUUAUCCCUGAUGUUCAGAAGAUUUCAGGUGGUGUGGAACGCAAAAUAGCAGCAGUAGGGAUCACAAGUCUUCUCUGUGAUUCCAAGGAAAUGAUGGAUGGUUCCUAUUCUCAUCUGUGGGCAUCACUUCUACAAGCCCUUAUUGGGCUGUUUGAGUUGCCAGAGGAUGAGUCAUCAUUACCAGAUGACCACUACAUUGAAGUUGAGGAUACACCUGGGUACCAAGCAGCUUACUCUCAGCUAGCCUUUGCGAACAAGAAAGAUCCUGAUCCACUGCAUGGUAUCAGUGACCCAAGACUUCAUCUAGCCCAGAGUCUCUACAGGUUGUCUGUUGCGUGUCCUGGCCGAGUGAGUCCACUUUUACGCACUGGUCUCUCAGAUGCUAAUCGUGCAUACUUGAAAAACUAUCUAGAUGCAGCAGGUGUUCAACUUGUAUGAUCUACAUUUCCACUGAACUGUAACAAAGAAAGACAGUGUGUGUUUGUGUGUGUAAAUUAUGUCUCUUUUUUUUAACA